UUCAGUUAUUUCCCGAAAAUAAACCGUAGCUUGGUUUCAGUAAUAUGGAACCAGGAAUAACCGAAAACAAUGUUAAUCAUUGCGGAGAUAGCAGUACUAAGAUAUCUAAUGGAAUAAUUAUUAGCGAUCACAAUAAAAGUGGAGUUAAACAGCAAAACUAUGAUGACCUUGGGCUUGAAAAUGAUGGGGUCAAAGGUCAGAAAAUCUUUGACAGUAUUGGGUCUGACAAUGACGCAAGUCAUAGUAUUGAUAAUCAAAAUGAAGAAAAUACUGCGGAUUUUGUUGAAACCUCUGAUAUCAUGAAAUUUUCUUGCCUUCGUUGCAAUCGGGAUUUUUUAUCAGUUUUUGAAUGGACUGAACAUAUGACAGUGCACACCCAUGGAUAUACCCUUGGAUCAGACUCUUCCGGUGACGAAUUUAAAUCUUUUGAACAAACAGAUUCAACACAGAAAUAUAUAUGUGACAUUUGCGGGAAAGAAUUCCAAUAUUCAUCUCGUUUUGAGCAACAUAAAAUGAUACACACUGGUGAAAAACCACAUUUUUGUAAAGAAUGUGGGAAAUCGUUUACACACCAAUCAUGUUUAAGUAGACAUAUGGUUACUCAUACUGGUGUUAAGCCAUUUUCUUGUGAACAAUGUGACAAACGAUUCGCAUUACAAUCGACUUUACGUAAACAUAUCCGGACUCAUACUGGUGAAAAGCCAUAUGUAUGUGAACCAUGUGGGAAAUGUUUCACUCAAUUAUACAGUUUACAUCGACAUACACUUGCACAUAAUGGUGAAAAACCGUUUGGAUGCCAUUUGUGUGAAAAGAGAUUUUCCCAGCAAUAUACUUUAAACACACAUUUGCGUAUGAAACACAAAAAAACAUUUCACGAAUACGAAAUGUCAUCUAGGUGUGCUGUUGGAGGCUGUUACAAUUCUGCCAGAGAUGGAGUAAGCUUGCAUCGAUUUCCUCAUAGUAUUGUUAAAUGUCUUCAAUGGUUUAAUUUUGUUCAAAAAAGCAGGACAAAUUUUGAGUUGGAUUUGGUUUCUGGAGCUUAUAUUUGCAGCCAACAUUUCGAUGAAAAAUGCUUUGUUUCACCAGACGAAACCCAAAAUAAAGCAGCACAAAGAAAGUUAACCGAAGGUGCGAUACCAACUAUUAUGGGAACAAUUUCUGCGCAAGAAGGUGUUAAAAAUCGCAAGGUUAUCAAAGAUCAUAAACUUCUUGUAAACCGGCGCAGCAGUGCUAGGAUUGUGGGGGAUAAUAGAGUGAAAAGAACUAAGUUACCUAUCUUGAAACAUAGAAAAGUGAUAAGGGAUGAUAUAAUUAGCGAUACUUAUUCAUCAAGUGAGGAUACAGUGUCCAGCCACUGCGAUAAAAGAGACCAAACCCUUUCAUCAAGUGAGAAUUCCAUUUCUAACCAGGGCGAUGAAAGAAACGAAACUCAUUCAUCAAGCGAGGAUUCCUUUUCUAACCAUUGCGAUAAAAGAGACCAAACUUUUUCAGCAAGUGCAGACAUAGUUUGCGACCGUCACAUCAAGAAUGAAAUAAAUGACCAAGUCCAUCUUCCCAAAAUUCAAGAAAUCAAGGAAGAAAUUCCUGAAUCAAAAGAUGAAAAUGAUUCUGAGGACACUGCCGAAAGUACCGGUGUUGCAAAGUUUUCCUGUCUACGCUGCAAUCAGGACUUCUCAUCCGUUGUAGAGUGGACUCAACACAUGACAACUCAUACUCAUGGCCAUACUGAUACAACGGAAUCUGAACCCGAAACGAAAAAGCCUAAAAAAAGGACAUUCAAACCGAAAUUUAAAUGUGCAGUAUGUGGUAAAGAAUUCCAAUACCCUUCCCGUUAUGAGCAACACAUAAUGAUACACACUGGUGAAAAACCGUAUUUUUGUAAAGAAUGCGGGAAGGCAUUUACACACCCAUCAUGUCUAACUAGACAUAUGGUUACUCAUACUGGUGAGAAGCCGUUUUCAUGUGAAAAAUGCAAACAACGCUUUUCUUUGCAGACUAGUCUGAGGAGACAUGUACGAACUCACACAGGUGAAAAACCGUAUAAGUGUGUACCAUGUGGUAAAUCCUUCACACAGAUGUAUAGUCUUCAUAGACACAGGCUCGCACAUAAUGGUGAAAAGCCGUUUGGAUGCCAUUUAUGUAAAAAACGGUUUACCCAGCAAUGUGCUUUGACUUCUCAUUUGAGAAUGAAUGAUAUUCACAGUGUUAUUUUGAUUGAACACAAUUUCCAAAGUGCAUGUGAAGGAAAAUCAGGCCAGAUGAGUUCAUCAAUUAUGAGAACCCGAAGUUCUUUUUCCAUUAAGACGGAAAUUGAUUCUUGUUACUGUGAAUCCUCAGUACAACCUAGUUCAAUGAGCCUAAUGUCAGUUUGGAAUAAAACACUUUUGGAUGUUGAACAGGCAAUUGAUCUGAGAAAGCAAACAAAAGAAAAACCAUCUACAUGUGAAGAAAGUGGCAAAAUGGACACAUGCAAGUCUAAUAUAAUCGAACCAAAGGCCCAGGCUUUUGAUUUGAAGAAAACAAUUGAAAAAGCAAUUCCAUCAAUAAAAAGUGAAAUACAGCGUGAGAGUACGUAUUCUUCUAGACUCAGGUCCAACAGACAAAACGAAAAACCGUUAACAUGUGAAGAAAGUGGCAAAAUUGACAUAUCCAAGUCUAAUAUAAACGAACCAAGAACCCAGGCAAUUGAUACGAGGAAGAAAACAAUUGAAAAAGUAAUACAGCGUAAGAGUAAGUAUUCAUGGAAACUCAGGUCAAACAACCAAAAUGAGAAUCCGUUAACACGUGAGGAAAGUGGCAAAGGUGACAUAUGCAAGUCCAAUAUAAACGUCCCAAAAGUGAAAGCGAAAAAGCCUAGAAAAAGAAGUUUACAACCACCAAAAUUCAUGUGUGAUACAUGUGGGAAGCUUUUCCAGUUCUGGUCCGUUUUUGAGCAACAUAUAAUGAUACAUACCGGAGAAAAGCCACACAUUUGUAUAGAGUGUGGAAAGGCUUUCACAGACCCAUCAUGUUUAAGAAGACAUAUGAUUAUUCACACAGGUCUGAAACCGUUUUCUUGUGAAACAUGCGGUCGAUGUUUCACAUUGCGAACUACUCUGCAAAGACAUAUGCAAACUCAUACAGAUGAAAGACCAUUUUUGUGUGAACCAUGUGGGAAAUAUUUCACACGGAUGUACUGUGUUCGAAGACAUAAACUUUCGCAUAAUGGUGCAAGACUUUUCGGGUGCCAUUUGUGUGAAAAACGUUUUUCCCAGAAAUCUGCCCGAACUGCUCAUCUGAGAAUGAAGCAUUGUGAUCUUUUGUCACAUGGUUUUUUCCAAAUUCAGACAAUAUCUAGUAGAACAACUUUAAGAACAAAGAUGGAUUCGCAACCUGACACUGAAAAUGAUGAGUCAUUCAACAGCACAGAGCAAUCAUACAAUUCUACAUUUUCAUGUCUACAGUGUGACACAGAUUUUGCCUCCCAGUCUGAAUGGAAACAACAUUUGUUGGCUCAUAUUUAUGAUAAAAACUUUGAACCAGACUUCAAUAGACACACUAGCGAAGAAAAUUCUGAUCAAAAUAGUUCACGAACUUCAAGAACAGGAGUUUCUGAUACACCAGAGGGGAGGAGUGAACAUUCCAGUAAAUCCCUAGAACAAUCUAUAUAUAAAAUGCCUAUUUGGGAUGAACAUAUGAAUGAUAUUAAUAAGGCAGUUGGCAUGGAAGAAGAAUCGGUUGAGCAGGAAAAACAAUCAAGUGAAAAUCCAUUUCCGUGUUUAUUAUGUGGGAAGCAGUUUAAGAAUAAAUAUUCUUUGAGAUCACACAUGGUAAACCAUCAUAAGGAAAAGCAGUUUACAUGUAAAGAAUGUGGCAAAAUAUACACAUGUCAAUCUAGCAUGUAUAAACAUGUCAAAACCCAUUACAGAAAAACUCGAUAUUCGUGCACAAAAUGCGAGAUGCUGUUUAGUAUAAAGGAGGAUUUACAAACUCAUAUGGUUACUCAUAAAGGCGAAAAACCGUUCAAAUGUGACAAAUGUGGAAAAUCGUUUGUAGGAGCGUAUGCUCUGCAAAGGCAUAAUGUUACUCACACCGGAGAACGAUCACAUGUAUGUGAACACUGUGGGAAUACUUACACUCAGAAAUGCAGUUUGACAGCUCAUAUGCAAGUCCAUACAGGCAUAAAACCAUACAAAUGUGAAGAAUGUGGGAAAUACUUCACUCGUCAAUGUCAUUUACAUGUUCAUAAGCGAAUCCAUACAGGUGUUAAACCUUAUAAAUGUAAACAUUGUGAUAAAAGCUUCACAGACUACUCAGGAUUAAGCAAGCACAUUAGAAAACACACUGGUGAAAAACCAUUUGCGUGUACUGAAUGCUCAAAACAUUUUUCUCAACAAUCAACUUUAAAAGAGCAUUUGAGGACUACUCAUUUUGGAUACAAACCUUACAAAUGCCCAGACUGUGAUAAAAGCUUUACUCGACAACCUCACUUGCGAACACAUAUUAGAACACGCCAUGAAAAGCCUGGUGAUAUAAGGAUAUAAGAGAAUAAAUGGAUUAAGUAGCGGUCUACAGACUUUGGUUUUUAUUGAUGUUUAUUUGGACCAUGAUUUGUAACGUCUAUAUGCCUCAGUAAUCAUUAAGAAUAUGCUUUUUUGAUUUUCCCUCAAAUAUGUGAUCCAAGUAUUUUCUCGAAACAAAACGACCUACUUUUGUAAAUCAUGAUUCACUCAUACAAAUUGGUAGAAAGAUAUUCCAAAAAAUUCAGUUCAAACUAAACACACUGUA
Styela clava is the source of this 4767-nucleotide messenger RNA. Lineage: Eukaryota; Metazoa; Chordata; Ascidiacea; Stolidobranchia; Styelidae. The record is from RefSeq and is a predicted model, not a curated record.